Messenger RNA from Eriocheir sinensis (Chinese mitten crab), 1742 nucleotides. RefSeq lists its product as uncharacterized. The record is from RefSeq and is a predicted model, not a curated record. Lineage: Eukaryota; Metazoa; Arthropoda; Malacostraca; Decapoda; Varunidae. The coding region runs from base 76 to 1311 and encodes 411 amino acids. The transcript has 2 exons.
UAUAAAAGGGAGUCUUCAUCCCCAGCAUCACAGUUGUCUUCUCUUCAUCAGUGCUUUAACUUGUACACACACAGGAUGGCUCGUGUUGUCCUGCUGGUGCUGCUGGCCGCCGUCGGGCCGUGCCUCAGUGCUAAGCUGCCCACCAUCCCCGGGGUCGAGGAGGGAAGCGGCAAGCAGUUAUUCCAAGACCUCGUGUCCUCCCAGAACCAGCUGGGCCUGGACUCCUACCUGCCGCCACCCCCUACGCCAUGCGUCCCUGAGACCGUGACCAGGCCGUCAUUCACCACUAUCACGUCGUACGGCGGCGAGACAUUGACCACCGUUAUCACCAGUUACCAGACAAGAACAGUUACCAGCACGCAACGGGACGUGUCCACAGUGACCACCGAGCUCACCAGCCAGGAUGUGCGGCCCACCACCUACUACUCCACCGUCUACUCCACAGUGGUCAUCACCCGCAGCCAGACGAGCGUCACCACGCUGCAGGGCGGCGUGGCCACGGUUACCCGCACGCAGACACAGAUACAGACACAGACACAGACUAGAACACAGGUGUCCACGAGCGUCACCACAGUGGGCGACACCGUCACCAGGACACAGGUGUCCACCCAGAUUAUCCCCACCACCUACACCCGCACCCUCACCCAGACCAGGACGGAGGUGUUUACGACCACAAGGCCAGCCGUCACCAGCACCAUCGUGAACACUCAGACGAGGACCUCCGUGGUGACCCGCACCGUGCCCGGCACCACACGCACCGUCACGCAGACCCAGACGAGCAGCGCCUACACCACCCUCACAUCCACGCUGCCGCCGCGAACCGUCACCGUCAUGUCCACGCUCAUGAGCACCGUGAGGAGCACCGUGCUCAGCACCAUUGUCAGCACUCAGAUCACCGACCAGCAGGUGACCCGUACCGAUACGGUGACCCAAACCACCACCCUCUUCACCACCCAGCAGGUGGCCACCACGGUGCUCAGCACGCAGGUUGUGUCCUCCACCGUCACAGAUUUCGUGACCAGCACGCAGGUGGUGCCCAGCACAACCCUGGUGCAAACCACUGUGACCAGGACCGUGACUGCGGGAGGUCUAGACAGCACCAGGGUUGUGACGGUGACCACAACGGAAACGGUGACCCGCGGCGGGGGCACCCGCACCACGCAGGUGGUGAGCACCGUGGAGAGGACGAGCGUGGUGACGAGCGUGGUGUCCAGCAUCAGUCCCUCCACCGUGUACAGCACCAUCACGCAGCCCUGCACCCAAAAGGGCUACAACUACGACGCGCCCCAGGUCAAGUUCAACUUUCCUUAACUUUUUCCACCAACAUCGCGACGACGAGGAGACGUUGGAGACAAAACAGUAACUUAUGGGCUCUCCAGCACGUGAUUCAUGGAUUUGGUCUUCAGCCACAAUAAACUUUACAACGAGAAAAGCUCUUAUUCAUGGAUUCAUGCGGAGGGACCGUAGAGAAAAAUUCUGAUAGAUGAAUAUAAAGCAACAGAAAAAAGUAUAAAAAAAAUAGUCAUAUCUACAUCAAAUAAUACAUACAUAUUUUUUUUUAAUGCCCCUCACUUCUUACUAAAUACUUGGCCGGUGAAGGCCCAACACCCAACCCUUCCGCUAAGAACAUCGCCUUGCUGCUGCCUCGCCUGUCUCGCUGCCGUCCCCUCGUUCACACAGCUACACUGAACACAAAAUGAGGAGUCGUUUCUUUCACACUUUGAUAAACUAUAGACUCUGUU